This is a messenger RNA of Pieris rapae (cabbage white), 2489 nucleotides long. It is a transcript of the gene Usf, whose product is annotated as upstream stimulatory factor 2. Gene Ontology annotation, molecular function: DNA-binding transcription factor activity, RNA polymerase II-specific; RNA polymerase II cis-regulatory region sequence-specific DNA binding; protein dimerization activity. The coding region runs from base 96 to 836 and encodes 246 amino acids. The record is from RefSeq and is a predicted model, not a curated record. Gene Ontology annotation, biological process: regulation of transcription by RNA polymerase II. The transcript is spliced from 7 exons. Lineage: Eukaryota; Metazoa; Arthropoda; Insecta; Lepidoptera; Pieridae.
CGAUUAUCUGUCUAAAAUUGUCUUUGGUUUCAUCACAUGACCCUUUAUUUUGUUCCCGUGAUCAAAUUAAGAAAAUUCAAAAAUAAUAAAGCGCAAUGGCUAAAAUUGAAAAAGUUGAGAUAGACUUACAUGAAGAUUCAAUUGACAGUGAUGAUAGAGAGUUUUUGGAUUUAGUAGAAGAACCUGCUUAUGGAAGUGUAACCAGCGAAACACCACAAUUAGUAACACACACGUAUUUAGAAGGUAAUGAAGACGAGGACAGUUCAUCUUAUAACUUUAGAGAUUUAUCUGGUUCUGUGGCUUACAAAAUAGUGCAAAUGGAUGAAGAAGAGCCAACAAACAAUAUGAAUUCAGAAUCACCCACUCAUCUUAUUCCAAGUGGAGAAUUCUAUAUUAUAAACAACCCAGUAGAGGUUUUUAGCUCAGAUUCUCAAAAGAAACCAAUCAAACGACAACCAUUGCAAGCUAAAGCUGCUACUGCUAAAAAGCGUGAUGAUAAAAGAAGAGCUACCCACAAUGAAGUUGAAAGGCGGAGAAGGGACAAAAUUAACAGCUGGAUUACAAAGAUAGCAGACAUGAUACCUAACUGUGGUCAAGCAGACACUGCGAGUAAAGGCGGAAUAUUGGCGAAAGCAUGUGACCACAUUGCUGAUCUCACUAUGAAGACUAAGAAAUUAGAACAAGUUGAAAAAGAGAAUGCCAAACUAGUACUAGAAGUGUUAAGGCUUAACAAGGAGCUGUCAGAAUUACGAAAAGAGAACUCUUCAAUGCGUAUACAGUUGGCUGACAACUGUAUAGUGGCAAAUUUACAACGGGCCAAAGGACAGAAGUCCUAGUGUAUAUAAUGAUAGUGACUUUGUGGAUUGUGAAGUGUUAUGUUUACAAUUGAAGUGGUUUUGGUUGAUUUCGUCCUAAGGCCCAAAAGUGUGUAGUGACAAUUCUGUAGAUAAUAAAUAAUUAUAUAAAUAGUAGAUAAAAUUCAAUAAGGUAAGAAACAGAAAACAUUGAAGUCUAAUGACACAAUACUUUAACUGAAUUAAGUUGUUCUCCAUAAUUCAAAAAAACUUAGCAAAUUUGUCUUUUUGUCCGUGUCCAAUUAUGUAUAAGUUGUCAGGAAAAGAGACAGCAAUAGUGAAACUGAUUUAUUACAGAUGAAAAAUAGAUUUUUUUUAAUUUACUCAUAGUUUUAUAUUACAAAUCGAUUCUGGUUGUGAUUUAUACUUUUAUGGUAAUCCUUGACAUUAUAAGAGCAUCUCAGUUUUAUUUUUUAUGAUGGGCUUUAGGAUGGAUAUCUGUAGCAAUUAAAAUAAAGAUAUUUCCUAAUGUUAUUGCUUUUGUUUACUGUGAGGCGCUGGAUUCAUUCGCUCCCUGCUAUCACGUAAAACAAAUAUUACUAUAUUUAUGUGAUGUUGCUUUAUAAGUUACUGACAUUAUAACUCAUUUGAAUUAAUUUAAACUGCAUACAAAUUUAUUUACUUAUCGAAUGGGAGUUUCAAAGUAAAUACAUAUAAGUUUAAUGAACUACAGGGCACCUAAAUAACUAAUGAGCCGUAAUUGGGCCAACAUUGGCUGGAACUCUGUGUCCAAACUCUAUAACUUAUUAUGUAGUACAAAUAUUUUGAAAUAAUAUUUAAAGUUACUCUUAAAAGGACAAUUCAUUACUUUAUGUAAUUUAAGUUAUAGAGAUAGGACAUGUUAACAAAGCCAAUGUGUUCAAUUUGAACAUUAUUUUAUAAGAUUAAUUAGAUUGUAGGUUUUUUUUACGACAGGAAAUUUAGGUUUUUGUAAAAUCAUGUUGUCUUUUUUAUUGAAAUUCUAAAUUUUAGUUAUGUUUUAUGAAUGUGUUUUAGAUUGGUGAAAUUGUGAAAAUAGUUGAAAAUAUCAGGCAGUGUUGCCUGUUAACAAUAAUUAAAGUUGGUAACCAUUUGAACCAAAAAUGAAUGAAUUAUUUAACAAAAUGGUGGCCUUAAUAUGCAAUGUUUAAUAUUUGUUGUAAAUACGACGGUAAUUUGAAAUUGUUUAAUAUAGCUUCAAUUGCUUGUUUGGUACAAAAUAUUAGGUAAAUGUGAUUUGGUAUGAAAGUAUUAUAAAAAUGUAUAUAAUUCCACUAGGGUUAACGGAGCUUCUUACUUAUUACUCAUUUUAAUUUGAAAUUAUUCUGAAUGAAUAGCUUUAAUCUUAAAAGUUUAUUUCCAAGUAACAAUUGAACAAAAACCUUUUAUAUUUCAAAUGAAAUAAUUCCACAAGAAAUUGCUCCCUUAAUCCCAACGUUAUGGCUAUAAAUUGUGAUCUUUAUCCUAAAAGUAUUAUUUCUCACUCAAAAUUAUGUUUUUGGAGCGCCGUUGUUAUAUAGAAGUGCCUAUAUGUAUGAGACCAUUGUUAUUUUUGUAUAUAAUUGUUCCAUAUCAAUACAAUCUAAUGGCACUGGUGAGAGAUUAUUAGUGCUCUUAGGUCUAAGCGUUCAUGAAUAAAUUAUAUGACGUUGUAGA